Messenger RNA from Danio aesculapii, 916 nucleotides. RefSeq names its product low choriolytic enzyme-like. Lineage: Eukaryota; Metazoa; Chordata; Actinopteri; Cypriniformes; Danionidae. Bases 113 to 916 code for a protein of 267 amino acids. Gene Ontology annotation, molecular function: metalloendopeptidase activity; zinc ion binding. Gene Ontology annotation, biological process: proteolysis. The record is from RefSeq and is a predicted model, not a curated record. The transcript has 9 exons.
UACUAUCUGCAAAAAUUGCAUCGAUACAGUCUAGGUACAUUAUAAAAGCCUCUGGUCAACGUUUUGCAUUGGCUUUGGAAAUCUACGACAGAAUAACUGGUCUUUGGACACCAUGCUUGUAUUCAAGGUGACUUUCGGCCUGUUGGCCCUGAUGCUGGUUUCCUCUGUUAGAGCUGAGGAGAUGAUGCAGCCUGCUGCUGUGGAUGAGUCUGCUGAGCUGUCUGUGUCUGAACUGCUGUUUAGAGCCAACAGAGGCAUCAUUCCUGAAGCUGAUGAGCCCAAGCUACUGGACGACAUCGCUGUGAAUGAGAAAAACGCUGAUCCCUGCACCUCCUACAGCUGUCUCUGGCCCAAAUACAGUGACGGCAAGAUUUAUGUGCCUUACGUCAUCGCCAACCACUACUCCUCCCGUGAGCUGGAGAUCAUUCAGCGUGGUCUGGACUCCUUUGCUUCUGUCUCCUGUAUCCGUUUCUUCCGCCGCAGCAAUGAGAGAGACUACAUCAGCAUUGAAUCUCGCAGCGGAUGCUACUCAUACGUUGGCCGUCAGGGUAAUGCACAGACAGUGUCUCUGGCCCGUAGUGGCUGUCUUUACCACAGCACUGUUCAGCAUGAGCUGCUCCACGCUCUGGGCUUCAACCAUGAACAAACCCGGAGCGACCGUGACAAUCACAUCCAGGUUGUCUGGGAGAACAUCCUUGAUGACAUGAAGUACAACUUCAACAAAAUCAACACCCUGAACCAGGGAACUCCUUAUGACUACAAGUCUGUGAUGCAGUACGAGAGAUAUGCUUUCUCCAAGAACGGCUAUCCCACAAUGAUUCCCAUUCCCAACAACAAUGCUGAGCUGGGCAAGUCUACUCAGAUGAGCCAGAAUGACAUCACCAGGCUUAACAGACUCUAUCAGUGCUGUGAGUAA